AUGAUUAGAUAUACAUUAAACAGUUUAGUUAAAUCAUCAUCAUCAUCAAGAAAUGCAACAUUGAGAUCAUCUUUGUACAGUAGUAAAAGCACCUAUAAUAGUAGUAGUAGUAAUAGUAUCAAUAGUUUAAAUAGUUUUAAUAAAUCAUUUUCAGCGACAUUGUCUUGCAGUGUGUACAAACCAUGUUUUUCAGUACAAUAUUUUUCAUCGCAUUCAAAGGCAUCACCCAAUGCUGAAUUGGUACCAAUUACAUUUAUAGAUAAAGAAGGUCAACGUAUUGAUUUGAAAGUACCAGAGGGUACUUCAUUGUUGGACAUUGCACACGAUAACGAUAUCGAUUUGGAAGGUGCCUGUGAAGGUUCCGUUGCAUGCUCUACAUGUCAUUGUUAUAUUGAACCAAAGUUUUACGAAAAGCUCGAACAACCAACCGACGAAGAGAAUGAUAUGUUGGAUUUAGCUUUCGAUUUAAAGACAAACUCUAGAUUAGGAUGUCAAGUUAUUGUAACAAAAGAGUUAUCCGGUAUGGAAGUUACACUUCCCUCUGCAACUAGAAAUAUGAGUGUCGACGGAUACAAGCCACCAAGACAUUAA
Messenger RNA from Heterostelium album PN500, 591 nucleotides. Its product is annotated as ferredoxin family 2Fe-2S iron-sulfur cluster binding protein. Gene Ontology annotation, molecular function: 2 iron, 2 sulfur cluster binding. Gene Ontology annotation, biological process: P450-containing electron transport chain; positive regulation of oxidoreductase activity. The coding region runs from base 1 to 591 and encodes 196 amino acids. Gene Ontology annotation, cellular component: mitochondrion. The transcript is spliced from 3 exons. NCBI's taxonomy places the organism in Eukaryota, Evosea, Eumycetozoa, Acytosteliales, Acytosteliaceae. The record is from RefSeq and is a predicted model, not a curated record.